This is a messenger RNA of Theobroma umbraticum, 2445 nucleotides long. RefSeq lists its product as uncharacterized. NCBI's taxonomy places the organism in Eukaryota, Viridiplantae, Streptophyta, Magnoliopsida, Malvales, Malvaceae. Gene Ontology annotation, molecular function: protein binding. The record is from RefSeq and is a predicted model, not a curated record.
AUGGGAAACAACGGCUUCUUCCUCCCUCCUAUGGUAUUUGUGGUGGUGUUGAGCUACUCCGUGACUACUUUGUUUGCGGAAUCACCCAACAUCGCUACUGACCAAUCGGCUCUUCUUGCACUAAAAGCCCAUGUCACCCAUGACCCUCUAAACUUGUUGGCAACCAACUGGACUAGUGGCACCUCUGUUUGCAACUGGAUUGGUGUCACUUGCGGAUCCCAUCAUCAAAGGGUUACCACUCUUGAUCUUUCUAACAUGAAUCUUACAGGCACCAUCCCACCUCACUUGGGAAAUCUAUCUUUUCUUUCUCUGCUUAACAUCAGAUUUAAUCAUUUUCAUGGCUCAUUGCCCGUGGAGUUGGCUAAUUUGUCUUCGCUGAAAUAUAUAAGCUUUGGUCACAACAAUUUUCAUGGAGAAAUUCCGUCGUGGUUUGAUUCCUUCACUCAACUUCGUAGCUUGUUUCUAUAUAGUAACAACUUCUCUGGUAUUAUCCCGUCUUCUUUGGGCUCUUUAUCAAAUCUUGAGCAGUUGAUGUUGAUGGACAAUUAUCUGGAGGGGCAAAUUCCUAUAGCAAUAAAAAAUCUUUCCAACUUGAAAUGGUUGUAUUUGGAGAAUAAUCAGCUCUCAGGUCAACUCCCAUCGACUCUAUUUGAUCACCUUCCUAAGUUACAAGAACUGGUUUUGGAAUUCAACCUUUUCUGCGGUAAAAUUCCAAUUAGUUUAUUCAAAUGCCAAGAGUUAGAAGUUUUAAGUCUAGCGGACAAUACCUUGGAGGGAAGUGUGCCUCAAGAAAUUGGGAAUUUGACUAGAUUAAGCGAGUUGUACCUCUAUCAUAACAACCUAACAGGUGAAGUUCCAUCAAUAAUCAGAAGCUUGUCUUUUCUUGAGUAUCUUGAUUUGAGCUAUAACGACUUGUCAGGUCGACUUCCAGCUCUACAAUCUUCCUUGCGUGGCCUAGACGUUUCACACAACAAUUUAAUUGGCGAAAUCCCUUCAUCAAUUUGCAAUAUGAGUUCAUUGGUAGACUAUUUCAUUUUGUCUUCAAAUAAUUUUCGUGAAAUGAUUCCAGAAUGUCUUGGAAACUUGAGCAAUUCUAUUACCAACGUGGAUCUAAGCAGGAAUAAUUUUCAUGGGAAAAUACCUGGAAAUUUUCAUAAAGGUUGUCUGUUAAGAAGUUUCAGCAUCCACCACAACAAACUAGAAGGGUUGUUGCCGCGCUCUUUGGUCAAUUGCUUGGAUUUGGAAAUUUUAGAUGUAAGGAACAACAACUUAAAUGACACAUUUCCAAAUUGGUUAGGAAACUUGGGUUUACAAGUUCUCAUCUUGCGACAUAAUAGAUUCUAUGGUCACAUUGAUAACUUUGAGGGUAGAUUUUUCUUCUCUGAUUUGCGAAUCAUUGAUCUCUCACACAAUGAUUUCAAUGGCUUUUUGCCAACGAAAUUUUUUGAAAAUCUGCAUGCCAUAAGAAGUGAGAGUGGAAACAAAAGUGACUCAAAUUACAUGAUGUAUAUUGGGUCUGAUCAAGAUGAAUAUUUAUAUCAUUCUUUAUCUAUUACGAUAAAAGGGUUGGAUAUGGAGUUCCCAAAUAUCUUAACGAUUUUGACGAUUAUUGAUUAUUCAAAUAAUCGAUUUCACGGACAAAUUCCUGAAAUACUUGGAGAACUUCAUUCACUUGUUGUCCUCAACCUUUCUCACAAUAGUUUAACGGGUCCAAUCCCAUCAUUGCUAGGAAACUUGUCAGCACUUGAAUCAUUAGAUCUCUCAUCGAAUAAGCUCGAAGGAAAAAUUCCAGCACAAUUAGUAAAUCUUAUAUUCUUAGAGGUGUUAAACCUUUCGUGGAAUAACCUUGUGGGACUUGUUCCUCGAGGCAAUCAAUUCGAAACUUUCACAAAUGAUUCCUACAUUGGAAAUUUGGGUUUAUGUGGGCUUCCUUUAUCAAAAAAUUGUAGUGAUGAGCAGAUUUUGAUACCACAAUCAACAAAGUUUGAUGAAGACGGUGACACCAUGAAUUGGAAAUUUUCUAUAUUGAUGGGGUAUGGAUGUGGACUAGUGUUUGGGUUGAGCAUGGGAUAUGUUGUGUUCACAACUGGAAAACCACAAUGGUUGGUUAGGAUCUUUGAGAGAGGUCAACAAAAAUAUGCUAUUGGAGGGAAAAUCUGCAGAAAUGGAGGAAGAAACUAAUACAGCUAAUGCUCUUAGGUCAAGUAUGUGCCAACUUCCAAGAUUAAUUUCUUCCACAGAUAGUUUGGUAAAUUAGGAUCUUGACAAGAAAGGAGAUUUUGCAAGGCUGGUGGAUUCUAUGAUCAUGAUAUAUGUAUAUAUUGCUGUGGGCUUUCUUAUUUUGUUGGUCUCCUCUAUAUUAGACAGUUUUACUGUUAGUUGGAUUGUUAUAGCUAAUUUCAGUUGUAUUAGUCCUUUUAUAAGCAUUGUAUAAUCCAAAAUGGA